Messenger RNA from Plectropomus leopardus (leopard coralgrouper), 1205 nucleotides. RefSeq lists its product as uncharacterized. NCBI's taxonomy places the organism in Eukaryota, Metazoa, Chordata, Actinopteri, Perciformes, Serranidae. Gene Ontology annotation, molecular function: oxidoreductase activity. The record is from RefSeq and is a predicted model, not a curated record. Gene Ontology annotation, cellular component: cytoplasm.
CCCUGUCACGAGCACCAUCCAUCUGCACAGAGAGCUCACGCGCCGCGGGCUGCUGAGUGCAGCGUUUGUUGCAGGUGACACUAACAAUGAGCGGGAUCGUGAAUUUUAAAAACUGCGGCUCUGUGCUGGUGACGGGAGCCAGCCGGGGUCUCGGGCUGCAGAUAGUCGACUUCCUCGCGAGUGGAGGUUUCUCACCGGGCAAGAUUAUCGCCACGGCCAGAGAUCCCGCGAGGGCGCAGAAACUUCAGGAGCUGGCACAGAAACAUCCCAACAUCCACAUCAUCACUUUGGAUGUAGUGAAGCAGGAGAGUAUCGAGAAGUCAGUGGAAGACGUGGAGCGGCUGGUACAAGAAGACGGUCUCAACUGUCUGAUCAACAAUGCCGGGAUCAACGUGGUGGCCGACUUUCACACCGUCACCGCAGAGAAGAUGAUAGAAAACUUCCAUACUAAUACUGUGGCUCCUCUAAUGAUCACCAAGGCCUUCCUGCCUCUGAUGAAGAAAGCUGCGUCCAGAGGAGGAGCAGCGGGGAGCAUGAGCAUCCAGAGGGCAGCAGUUAUUAACAUGACCUCUCUGCUGGGCUCUGUGGAGCUCAACUGGGGGGAACGGGCCAACAACUUCAAAUGGUACCCUUAUAGGACGUCCAAGAGUGCCCUAAACAUGGUGAGUCGCUGUAUGGCUGUAGACCUGGAGCCUGAUGGGAUACUCUGUAUGGCUAUACAUCCCGGCUGGGUCCGCACUGACAUGGGAGGGUCUGAGGCUCCACUGAGUCCAGAGGAGAGCGUUUCUGCUAUCUUGUCUGUGAUUGGUGGACUGACUGAAAAGGAUCAUGGCUCAUUUCUGAACUUCACAGGAGAGGUGUUGCCGUGGUGACCCUGAUUAUUAUAUAACGGAUCCUAAUGGCCAUUCAGCCACAGCUAUGCAAAGAUAAACAUAUCAGCGACUCAGAGUGCACAGCGUUAAAUCUUAGUUAAGUUCUACCUUUUAAUAGAAAUCGUGCAUUUUCCACCUGGAUGCGACGUCAUUACAGGAGAGCUACAGGGUUCAGUUUAGUUAUGAAGAGAUUACUUGAGUAUUCAAGUACUGUAGAAGAUGUGCUGUUUGUUGUAGCUUGUUUUUAGGCUGCAUUAUACAUGCAGUACGCUGUUAGGGAAGUGCAGCUUGAACUUGUUGCAAAAAUAAAAAAAAUAUGUGUUUACAUGUAAA